UGGUGCCGCUUAACUAUGAAAUAUAUGAGAAGACGAUUAGCGGCGACUGAUCGCGGCGCUUCAACUUUGGGUCACCAGAACUUACAAAUGAAAACUAAUUUUAGCGACGACAUGCCCAUCAAAAGUCUGCGAUAUGUAUGUUGUCCCUAGAAGUAGAAAGUCGCCCUUAGGAAACUAAAACCCAAAUAUUCCGUCGUCGACCUCCAUAGUCCCACCUACUAAGCCCUAACCAGAAAUGGCCACAGUGCCGCCGGGAGCAAACUUCGACGGAAAUCCUCUGGCGCCGGCGCCACCGCAGCCGCCGGGGACAGACAUGACAGGAAUAUGCUUCAGAGACCAGCUAUGGCUAAACACAUACCCACUCGACCGAAACCUAAUAUUCGAUUACUUCGCUCUGUCCCCUUUCUAUGAUUGGACUUGCAAUAAUGAGCAGCUUCGAUUGCAAUCUAUUCACCCUCUCGAUCUCUCUCAUCUCUCGAAAAUGACGGGCACAGAGUACAUGCUGAAUGAAGUGAUUGAGCCCAAUUUGUUUGUUAUUCGUAAGCAGAAGAGGGAUAGUCCUGAGAAAGUCACACCAAUGCUGACAUAUUAUGUUUUGGAUGGAUCAAUAUAUCAAGCACCACAGCUUUGUAAUGUCUUUGCAGCUCGAAUAGGACGAGCUUUAUAUCAUAUAUCAAAGGCUUUUACUACUGCUGCCUCAAAGCUGGAAAAGAUUGGAUAUGUUGAUGAAGGUGAAGGUGUAGCAUCUGAAUCAAAAGUUGGUAAAGAGGUGAUUGACUUCAAGGAAGUUAAGCGAAUAGAUCAUAUUCUUGCCUCCAUACAACGCAAGUUACCACCAGCCCCCCCACCUCCACCAUUUCCAGAAGGCUAUGUACCCCCUGCAACUGUAGAAGCAGAAAAAGGUUCUGAAACUCGACAAGCAGUAGAGACGCAACCUCCUCCUGUUGAUCCAAUCAUUGAUCAAGGUCCUGCGAAAAGAAUGAAAUUCUGAAUUACAAAUUUUUCUUUUCCUUUCCUUCUUCUUCUUUUCGUUAUGGUUGAAGCAUGCCAACAUUUUAGAGAAUAGGCUUAGUCAAUUUGUUGAGGAAAAUGGGCUGCCUGUCAAAUCUCAUGCUUUUGUUUGUAGAUGAUUUAGAUUUCUCUUAUAAUGUAAAAGUACAAUGCUAAAUGGACCACUUUGUUUAUAAUACAUUGCAACUAUGUAAUGUGAUGUUACUUGUUAAUUUCAAUCUAAUUUCUCUUGCAAUU
Molecule: messenger RNA, 1248 nt
Organism: Ricinus communis (castor bean)
Lineage: Eukaryota; Viridiplantae; Streptophyta; Magnoliopsida; Malpighiales; Euphorbiaceae
Product: mediator of RNA polymerase II transcription subunit 6
Exons: 5
Coding region: 236-991 (251 amino acids)
Biological process (GO): regulation of transcription by RNA polymerase II
Cellular component (GO): core mediator complex; mediator complex
Molecular function (GO): transcription coactivator activity
Source: RefSeq, a predicted model, not a curated record